Messenger RNA from Drosophila busckii, 642 nucleotides. It is a transcript of the gene Trs33, whose product is annotated as trafficking protein particle complex subunit 6b. Gene Ontology annotation, biological process: endoplasmic reticulum to Golgi vesicle-mediated transport; regulation of GTPase activity. The coding region runs from base 173 to 634 and encodes 153 amino acids. Gene Ontology annotation, cellular component: TRAPP complex; trans-Golgi network; cis-Golgi network. The record is from RefSeq and is a predicted model, not a curated record. NCBI's taxonomy places the organism in Eukaryota, Metazoa, Arthropoda, Insecta, Diptera, Drosophilidae. The transcript is spliced from 2 exons.
CUUAAAUGUUGUAUUGUUCAUGAUAACAUUAAAUUUAUUCAUUUUCUAAAGCUGUGACUAGCAUUUACCUGUGACUCGUAACGUGAAUAUAAACAUUGCUCAUUCCUAUUGUCACCCAAGUGCAAGUGCAAAUAAUAAACAAAUUUUAUUUAUAAAUAUAAAUUGUUAAAAAAUGUCUGAAGAAAUAGUUUUUGAUUGCCUGCAUGCUGAAAUUGUCAACUACUGUCUAGACAGCAGCAAGGAUCAACAUGAUCUGGCCACGCUUGAGUACAUUGGGUUUACAACCGGUUAUCGUCUAAUUGAGCGGCUGACACGGGAUGUGCAACGCUUUAAGGAUGAACUGGAGACUAUGAAGUUUAUAUGCACCGAUUUUUGGACGCUUAUCUAUAAGAAGCAAGUGGACAACUUGCGUACAAACAAUCACGGCAUGUACGUGGUACACGAUAAUGCAUUCCGCUUUCUGACACGCAUUUCACCUGGCAUCAAGCAGUUGGAGCAGGCGCCAAAAUUUGUUGCCUUCACUUGUGGCCUGGUGCGUGGCGCUCUCAGCAAUUUGGGCAUCAACAGCACAGUUACGGCGGAGGUGCAGACAAUACCAGCCUGUAGGUUUCACAUAGAGGUCAACAGGAAUUAAGAAAACAA